Molecule: messenger RNA, 561 nt
Organism: Kluyveromyces lactis
Lineage: Eukaryota; Fungi; Ascomycota; Saccharomycetes; Saccharomycetales; Saccharomycetaceae
Gene: SNU23
Product: U4/U6-U5 snRNP complex subunit SNU23
Exons: 1
Coding region: 1-561 (186 amino acids)
Biological process (GO): mRNA splicing, via spliceosome
Cellular component (GO): spliceosomal complex; U4/U6 x U5 tri-snRNP complex
Source: RefSeq, a predicted model, not a curated record
AUGUCAUUUGGACGAAGAACAUGGAAUAGAGAAGAGUAUGCUGCCAAGGCAGCAACUUCUCCAGGAGGGCAAUCUCAUCUUUCAUCAUUAGACCAGGAACAACUGAAAGCUUUAAAAGAUAGAUACACAGACUACAAUGCUUUACUCGAGUAUAAUCUACGCGACAUCAAUAAAAAGACGUUAUCAGCCAAUCUAAGUCAGCAGAAAAAAGGUAAACAGUUCGGGUUUUACUGUGACAUAUGUGACUUAACCUUCAAAGACACACUACAAUUCAUUAACCAUUUGAAUCACAAAUCACAUGUUGUACGGUUUGAGAACAUAUUCAACGAGCCAUUGAUAAAAGAUACGAGGGAUAAUGAUCUAGUACCACUUAAUGAGGUACGAUCCCAGUUUCAUAAAUCUGUAUCAGCAUUUAUCGGGGACACUGAAUUGAGAUCCAAUAAACGCAAAGCGGCAAAGAGAGUCAAAUGUGAGAAAUCUGAUGCAGAAAUCAAAUAUCAACCACAGUCUGAAAUCGGCAGGUUAAUGGGUUUCACAGAAUUCGGAAGUUCCAAGAAAUAA